AUGAGGUCACAGAAUAAAGCCAGGAUCCUAGUAACCACAGGGAGCCCAGCAGCCAUUUGGGCUGGGGCCAGCGGAGGACUUCGGCACAGCCCAAGCCAACCCUCACUAAACAGCUGGAGCGCCGAGUCCCCUGGGCUCUGGUGUCCAGUCAUGAAACGCCACUUCACAGACCACAGGGGAGAACAAUCACCAACAGAUGGGACCAGCCUCAGCUUGGCCAGCCCAGAGCCCACGGGGGAGAGUGUGGAAGUGUGCGGUUCAGGGACCGUGGAGAGAGAGAAGACGUCUUCACGGUCGGGGCCGGCCAUUCCCCACAAGGAGAACGUGUGCUUGGCCCACAGGGCUCCUGCGAUGCUGAGCUGGAGCGGCUCCUCGUCCUCCCGGUCCUCCUCCGAGUAUCAGUCUUACUCCCAGUACCAGUCUUGCUACUCCUGCCUGUUCGACGACGAGGACACGGCCCAGCGAAGUGUGUGCGCCUUCUACACCCACGUGCAGACGGUGCAGGGCGUGGCCGUGGCCUGGGAGACCGAGUCGGGCUUUGAGCCGGUCAGCCGGAAGCCCCGCAUUCACGAGGCCGAGUUCGUCAAGAGGCAGAGGAGGAAAGGCUCCUCCUUUGAGAUGGCUUCCAACAGCGACCUGUGCUGGGAACUGGAAGCCAGCAAGAGCCACUGCUGCCCAGAGCAGGAUGACGCGGAGCUGCUGGGGCCUCUGGAGUGCUGCCCGCAGGAGCUGCGGGACACCCCGGACUGGCUGGUCACCACGGACUACGGGCUGCGCUGCGUGGCCUGCUGUCGGGUCUUCCCCACGUUGGAGGCUCUGCUCAAGCACGCCCAGUAUGGCAUCCAAGAGGGCUUCAGCUGCCAGAUCUUUUUUGAGGAGAUGCUGGAGAGAAGGCGGGCCCGGGGCCAAGUCCGGGAGCAGAAGCUGGAGGAAGAGGAGGAACAGAGCCCUUCAGAGGGCAGUGAAUGUUCGCGGCCCCAGGCCAGGGCGCUUCCCUCGUAG
Lynx canadensis (Canada lynx) is the source of this 1002-nucleotide messenger RNA. RefSeq names its product family with sequence similarity 170 member B (gene FAM170B). The record is from RefSeq and is a predicted model, not a curated record. The coding region runs from base 1 to 1002 and encodes 333 amino acids. The transcript has 2 exons. Gene Ontology annotation, cellular component: acrosomal vesicle. Lineage: Eukaryota; Metazoa; Chordata; Mammalia; Carnivora; Felidae. Gene Ontology annotation, biological process: fertilization.